This is a messenger RNA of Megalopta genalis, 3875 nucleotides long. RefSeq names its product kruppel homolog 1 (gene Kr-h1). Gene Ontology annotation, cellular component: nucleus. NCBI's taxonomy places the organism in Eukaryota, Metazoa, Arthropoda, Insecta, Hymenoptera, Halictidae. The record is from RefSeq and is a predicted model, not a curated record. Gene Ontology annotation, biological process: regulation of transcription by RNA polymerase II. Gene Ontology annotation, molecular function: DNA-binding transcription factor activity, RNA polymerase II-specific.
CACGGCCAGGCGGUAAACAUUGCACAGUACGAUUGGCCGUGUCCUGAGGCGGGUCCUUUGGUUUUCAAGUUUGAGUUUUUUGUCGGCGUUCAACUGUGAGAAGUGACAAACGUAUGCGACAUGCAUUAACGGAGACUCGUGCACGCGUUUCUGUUCGUUUCGACAAAUUUUUUCUGUUAUCCUGUUGAUUUGUGAUCGAUCAUAGAACGAUGAGAAGAAACGUGGUGUGUAUCGACUGCGCGAGGGUGUAAGAAGAACGGCACAGAUUUGUAACUCGAUAACGAAGAAUGGUUGGUUAUUAUCAAGUCGAGCCAUUUUCAAGUACAAGAACGAUGUCAAUUAUCAACGAAACGGUAAACUUGGAGCCUGUGAAUCCAGUGAAGAGUUUAGUUUGUAGUCCGGACUUGACCGUGUACGCGACCCCGACUUGCGGGACCGACACUCUGUCGGUAAAUAUCGAGGAGAAACCGUACCAGUGUCUCCUCUGUCAGAAAACCUUCGAGCAGAAGAACUUGUAUCAGAGCCACCUACGCUCGCAUGGUAAGGAAGGCGAGGACCCGUACCGAUGCAACAUUUGCGGGAAAACUUUCGCGGUGCCCGCGCGGCUAACCAGACAUUAUCGGACGCAUACGGGCGAGAAGCCGUAUCAGUGUGAAUAUUGUAGUAAAUCGUUUUCGGUGAAGGAGAACUUGAGCGUGCAUCGUCGUAUUCACACGAAGGAACGACCGUACAAGUGCGACGUGUGCGAGCGCGCGUUCGAACACAGUGGGAAAUUGCACCGGCACAUGCGAAUUCAUACCGGUGAACGGCCGCACAAGUGUACAGUGUGCUCGAAAACGUUUAUCCAGAGUGGACAAUUGGUCAUUCAUAUGCGCACUCACACCGGCGAGAAACCGUACGUAUGCAAGGCUUGCGGCAAAGGGUUCACAUGCUCGAAACAGUUGAAAGUUCAUACUCGCACGCAUACCGGGGAGAAACCGUACACCUGCGACAUCUGUGGAAAAUCUUUUGGUUACAAUCACGUAUUAAAGUUACAUCAGGUUGCACACUACGGCGAGAAGGUCUACAAAUGCACGCUUUGUCACGAAACCUUCGGUUCGAAGAAGACGAUGGAGAUGCACAUAAAGACGCACUCAGACUCGUCUGUCAGUGGUUCUCCUCGGGACUCGCCGAUCGAACCAGAGGUAGAAAUCUCACAGGGGUACAGCGUAGGCACUGCCAGCGACAAGGAGAACCAAAAGACUGACGAGCCAAGCGACGAAGCUACCGCCGCGUAUAACGCACCGCGGGAUUUCACCUACUACAUGUAUUCCAGAGAGCAAUAUUCUCAGCAACCACUCACGGCGCCGAGCGAAGAGAAAGCUUUCCAGACGACGCCCGUCGUCCCCAUCGAGCAGUGUCACACGUUCAUGUACCAAGAAGUCUCUCCGACGUACAAUACCUUCGGGAUUCCGAGCAACGAUUUCGUCAGCGAUUGUUCUUCUCUACUAAAUCUGCCUGGAAAUGACGCUCGCAGGCGGGUAGAAGCUGCCCUCGAAGCGGUCGAAGAGGAAAGACAGAGGGAGUACGGAAUUAGGGUUGAACGGGAACCGAUGCUGACACCGCCGAGCAGUAAUCCUGUCAGCCCGGUACCGUCGCCGGAUCCUCUCGACUUGGCUAUUCCUGUGCGAGAGACGUUAAUUCUUCCGCCGAGGAAGAGGUGUAAAAUGAUUCUAGAAUCGAUGGAGAGCGAGAGGAUCGGAUUCAUUGCCUCCCAGAGACAGAACUCUGUUAUUCAGUUCGCCAAGGCUUCAUAGUGGAAGAUUUCGAACUCGUUUACGGUGAACUGGUGAUAAGUUCGCGUACGGUAAGACGAAACUCCCCUCGACCGCGCAGGCGGUCAUCAUCUUUCCAUAGGUACCUCACCCAGACUCGACCUUUGUCAUCAUUGUCCAUAGCUUCCCGAGCUGCCCAACACAAUGUCGAAGCAUAGGCGAUUGAUGCUCGCUGGACAUCCAGAUGCACUAUAGGCUCUGCUUGCCUUCGUAAAGAGACGUGUAGCUAGGUCGAGAAGAAUUCAGAUAUUCUCACAAUCACGGACGAGGUUGUUUCGCCGAGUUUCCCGAGCUUGAGUUGAACUUCUUGCAAGAAUCAUGCUGAUCAAUGAAAAUCUACUAAACAAAGACUGAACCGAAAGAAAAGUAAUAAUAUUUUCCGAUUUUGCAAGGGCAGGAUCCCUUCUAAAAUAUCAUUGCAGGAUUAAAAAACAACUCUUCGAUGUUCUUUGCUUGAGCCGAGAUACUUUGUCGGUAGAUAUUUGAUUUCUUUCGCUCGAUUGGUUUUAAUUUAUUGGCAAUUCAUUGUUACAAAUUUGGUUUUCCUGACAAAUUCGUAUCGAUAGAACGAUGCGCAAUAAAGCAUAAUUCAAGAACAUGCAAGUGAAACAGAUUGAACGUCGCCGCGCACAUUAAGCUCACCAGCUAAUUUAACAUUACUUAGCGAUGCGAAGCAGCAAACCAAUUGCAAAAUUCCUCGAUUUUUUGGAUAGUAACCGAGAAAUGAUUUCUCAAUGUCUCGGGAACUAGCGGUAACUUUAAGAUAAGCAAAAGUCGAAAGACGAACAAGUUCAAGGAUCGCGUAAUCUUUUUGCUAACGAAAGUGUCGAAUGUCCUUGGAUUUUAGUCGCGGAAGAAAGACACUAGAAACAUUCGCUUUGCUUUGCUUUCUUCGAUAUUUAGCUGGCGUGCUCUGCGUCAUAUUUUUUCUUGUAUCUCACGUAAUGUGUACGUGUUCCCGGAUAUUUGUGUGUGUGAAUGCGUACUUGCGUGUAUAUAUAUAUACAUAUAUAUGUUAAGUUGCAGCGGACUAGCGUAAAAGUAAUGAACAACGUGAAGGCCUUGGAACGAACAUGUAUAGUCGAAACUAGUUCUCGUUCGAUGAAAUACGAGAAAUCUUUUCCUUUUUCUCUGGUUUUUUAAGACGGUACUUUAUUGUAGUAAAGCAUAUAAAGUACACGAUUCGUUUUAAAACAUCGCUAAAAUGUUCAAGAAAUAGCUCAAAGCAGAGUAACCGCGCCCAUAAAUAAACCAUGGUCUUUUGUUCAUUUUCUUAUAUGUUAUAGAGGAGAUUUUUAAAAAACUGAUACGGCCAUAGGUGUUGAUUAGUUCGAAGGCUACGUAACUUGUACCGAAAACAACAAGUUGUUUUAAUUGUUAAAAUUUGAACGUAGUACGUGUUUUGUGUAUCGUGAAAUUUUCCAUAAUUUGAUCGUGAUCAAGUAAUCGAAUGUUCGUGUAAUAAAUAUUCCAAUCUUGCCAAAAAAACUACAAAAGAGACUGAUACCAGUCUGACAAACACAUUUGUUCGAGCGUGACAAGCUUCCCAAUGAUACAUUGUUUAAUAUUAUCGUGUGUAGGUCCUAUAAUAGAUCGAAGUGAUAUUAAAACACGUAAUUGCUCAAUUUCGUCGUUGUUAGACACAUAUUGUUUUCGGUAGAUACUUUUCAAUUGGUUCAAGACGAUUUUCCACAAAUUAUUUUUCUCCCUGGAGUUUUACUUUCGUUCGUUUCGAACAUCUAAUAUGGCGAAAUUCGAAUUUAUUCACGUCAUAGAAACUGUCGAUGUACGGGUGAACGAUUGGCAAUCAACGUCUCUGUUCGAACAAUAAUACAGUUUGUUAACCGAUGCUUUGCAAGGAAAGCCUUAAUACUGAUCGCAAGGAAGGUCUAGCAAACGAUCGAACUUUGUCCGCUUUAUGAAACUUUCGAUAUCUAUAGAUUUCUAUAGAAAGGAUGAAUAACGACGACUGCAUCAGUAACACAAUAAGUUGUUUGAAGUACAAACGCAUUGAGUCGAUACAGACGAAUCCGUCGCUCAAUGAGCUUGGAAAGGUAAAAA